Messenger RNA from Nymphaea colorata (pocket water lily), 3371 nucleotides. RefSeq names its product U-box domain-containing protein 44. NCBI's taxonomy places the organism in Eukaryota, Viridiplantae, Streptophyta, Magnoliopsida, Nymphaeales, Nymphaeaceae. The transcript is spliced from 4 exons. The record is from RefSeq and is a predicted model, not a curated record. The coding region runs from base 439 to 2889 and encodes 816 amino acids. Gene Ontology annotation, molecular function: ubiquitin-protein transferase activity; protein binding. Gene Ontology annotation, biological process: protein ubiquitination.
CUUUACUCUCUUUCUCUCUCCCCCUCUUAGUCGCUGUGGCCCGCUGGUUGGUGGUGAUGAUUGAUGGGACCAAGCCAUUUUCCCUUACGUUCAUCAGGCUUACCCUCCCACCCCCCUUCUCUCUCUCUCUCUCUCUCUCUCUCUCUCCCUCGGUGAGAAGAGGAGGAGAAAAAUAUCCUUCCUGUACUUCAGCUGGAUUCGUCUGUAAAUUGGGUAGAGCCCCGUUUUCCUCCUAAUUUCUAUCUUCACGCCCCUUUAUGCUAAUCGGUUUGAGGAAGCUUGCUGAAAUUCGUGUGUUGCUUUCUCCAUUUAUCCUUCUUUCCUUCCUUCCAGUACCAAGGUAGACGUGGGGAUUCGGCAGAUUGAUUGGUCCUCUCUAACGAAAUUGUUUACUACUUUGAUCGGCUUUUGUGAUGUUCUGCUGAGAGAAGGAAAGAAAUGGCUGAUGGUUGGAGUGGUAGUUCCGAUCUUGAUUGCCAGUCCGAUGACAGCUAUAUCUACGGAAGUAGGCACAUAGAGCCGAUAUAUGACGCAUUCAUUUGCCCUCUAACUAAGGAAGUCAUGCGUGACCCUGUCACUCUAGAAAAUGGCCAGACGUUCGAGAGAGAGGCAAUUGAGAAAUGGUUCAGGGAAUGUAGAGAGAAUGGGAGGAGACCUAUGUGUCCAUUAACAUCUCAAGAACUGAAGACUACUGAAUUAAACCCCAGUAUAGCUCUUCGCAACACAAUAGAAGAAUGGUAUGCAAGAAAUGAAGCUGUUCAGCUUGAUAUCGUUAAGAAGGUGUUACAUGUGGAAAGUCCUGAGAAGGAAGUGUGGCGCUCAUUGAGGUUCAUCCAACAAUUAUGCCAGAAAAGAAGAACAAAUAAACGUGUUAUCCUCAAUGCUGAGUUGAUUCCUAAGAUUGUGGACAUGUUAAAAAGUGGUAGCAAGAGGGUGAGAUAUAAAGCACUUGAAACACUUCGGAUAGUGGUCGAAGGGAGUGAUGACAAUAAGGAAGCUUUGGCAGAAGGAAAUAAUGUACGUACUAUCGUAAAAUUCUUAUCACAUGAACAUUCCCAGGAGCGGCAAGAAGCAGUAUCUUUAUUGUACGAGCUUUCGACAUCUGAGAGCAUGUGCGAAAAGAUUGGUGCAGUGAACGGGGCGAUCCUUUUGUUGGUUGGACUGUCGAGCAGCAAGUCGGAGAACGUGUCAACUAUUGACAAGGCGGAGAGGACAUUGGAGAACCUGGAAAAUUGUGAGACAAAUGUGAAACAGAUGGCUGAAAAUGGUAGACUUGAACCUCUCCUUAAACUGCUCCUUGAAGGGUCAACAGAAACCAAGAUUGAUAUGGCUACAUAUUUGAGCGAGAUACCUCUGACUAAUGAUGUUAAGGUACUUGUUGCAAGAAGAGUGGGAGUAGCACUUGUUAACAUCAUGGGAAGUGGCAGUCCUCAGGCUAGAGAAUCUGCUUUGAAGGCACUUAACCAGGUGUCAUCAUGUGAGGCCGGUUCCAAGAUUCUCAUUGAGGCUGGCGUCCUCCCUCCCCUUGUGAAGGAUCUAUUCACUGUUGGUUUCCAUCAUCUACCAAUGAAGCUAAAAGAGGUUUCAGCAACUGUUCUUGCCAAUAUUGUCAGCUCAGGGUUUGACUUUGACUCGAUCCCUCUUGGACCUGAUGGCCAGACUCUUGUAUCUGAAGACAUAGUUCACAAUCUCCUCCAUCUUAUCAGUAACACCGGACCUGCUAUAGAGGCCAAGCUUCUUCAGGUGCUUGUUGGCCUGACUGGUUCUUCUGCAACUGUUGACAAUGUCGUCAAUGCCAUCAGGAGCUCUGGUGCCACUAUCAGCCUGAUCCAGUUUAUUGAAGCUCCACAAAGGGAACUAAGACUUGCAGCCUUGAAGCUUCUUAGCCACCUGUCAACUCACAUGGGUCAAGACCUUGCUGAUGGCCUUAGGGCCACAACAGGACAACUGAGCGGCCUAUUCAGGUUGAUCUCACUUGAUGGUAGUGGGGUCACAGAAGAGCAAGCAGCUGCUAUUGGCGUAUUGGCUUAUCUUCCAUCUGAAGAUUCCAACCUCACUAGGAGGUUACUGGAUGAAGGCAUCUUCAAGAGUGUCAUUGAUCAGUUGAACAGAAUUCAACUGGGUGAGGUACGGGGUGGCCGCUUUGUGACACCAUAUACAGAAGGUCUUGUAUCUGUCCUCUCACGAAUCACUUAUGUGCUGCAAGAAGAACCAGAUGCAGUAACAUUUGCACAGGAGCACAACCUUGCAUCUUUGUUCAUGGACCAGCUUCAAGCCAGUGGGCUUGAUGAGGUUCAGCGGGUAUCAGCUUUAGCACUGAAGAACCUUUCUGCGGAGUCGAAGAGGUUGAGUAGACAGCCGGAGGUGCCUAGUCCUGGUUUAUGUGCGUCAGUCUUUUUCUGUUUCAAUAAACCACCAAGUAUAAUCGGUCUCUGUCGGCUUCAUCAUGGAAUCUGUUCUUUUAAGGAGAGCUUCUGUCUUCUUGAAGGAAAACAUUGUAUAUCCAAGUUGGUCUCACGCUUAGACCACAGGAACGAGAUGGUAGCACAGGCAUCACUCGAAGCACUUUGCACGUUGAUAAGUGACAAUGUUGAUGUUGAGCAGGGAGUUCAGGUCUUAUGUGAAGCAGAAUCUAUCAAAGAAAUUCUGGAAAUCUUGCAUGAGAACAAGACAGAAGGGUUGAGGCACCAUGCUGUUUGGGCAGUAGAGAGGCUUUUGAGGUUUGAGGAUAUCGCCUAUGAGAUGUCUACCGAUCCUAAUGUGAGCUCAGCACUAGUAGAUGCCUUCAAACAUGGAGAUUUUCGGACACGUCAAAUUGCCGAGAGAGCACUGAAGCAUAUUGACAGGAUCCCAAACUUCUCCAGUGUAUUUCCGAAGCCUCCUCGGUAGCGUAAUGGUGAUUGGUGUGAAUGAUUCUCUGUCUGCUGAAGCACAUUGAUUUUGACAUUUCAGAGACCGGAAUGGGCUCUUUUGGAGGCUGUAGCUUUUAAUGCUUCAUGGUUUGACGAAAGCUGAAGCUCCAGCUUCAUUCUUUGCGGAGACUGUUACUCUUUAAUUUCCUCACCCUGCUCUGCUAGGCGAUUGCUGCACACGAGUCCUGCUUGGUUUUCCUCGUUGAAUCUGCCAAGGCGCUGAAAUAUAUCCUUACCAACCUAUAGCAAUCUCUCUCUCUCUCUCUCUCUCCCCCACUCUCUCUCUUUGUGAAUGCGUGAAUUUUUUUAUAAUUUUUAUUCAUGUUGGUAUAAAUCAUGUUGUAACCUAUAUUUAGAUGUUAGGCAACCGAGAAGCCUUUGUACUUUGACGGUUCAAAAAUUUCUUGCUGGUGCUGUGGAAUUAAAUAACAAUGCUUUGGUUUGUUGGUGCUGGUUAAA